AUGCCCUCAUUGUCGUCGAUGAUGAGCUACGUAGCGCCGCGCGUCAGGUCACGCGUCACACAGUACUGGCGGGUGCGUGGUGUACUUGUACUGCACUUGUAUGCCCCUUGCAUCACGACUCCAAACCCACCUCAGUCCGCGCCAGUCUUCCCCGGAAGCCUUCACGAGAACGUAGCCCUCGGAACCGUAGGCAAAGGCAAACGUACAGAGGACGUUAGCAGAGGAGAAGUCGAAGAAGCAGUGCAGAGUUGCGAUGCUCGAGUCUUGGGUGCUAGAGACUUCGCAAUCGCGCGGGCGCGGAUACGUGACCCUGACGUCUUGAUUCUCGAUGAAGCAACAUCAGCCUUAGACCCCCCAACUCGCGCACUUAUCAUGGCCGCUAUUCGCCGAUGGCGCCAAAACCGCACCAUCAUCAUCAUCAUCACCCACGACGUCGCCUCAAUCGAAGAACAAGACUUUGUCUACGUCAUGCGGGAAGGCUCUGUCGUCGAGCAAGGGUUCCGAUCGGAUCUCCUGCAAGCAGGAUGA
Suillus paluster is the source of this 528-nucleotide messenger RNA. Its product is annotated as P-loop containing nucleoside triphosphate hydrolase protein. NCBI's taxonomy places the organism in Eukaryota, Fungi, Basidiomycota, Agaricomycetes, Boletales, Suillaceae. The transcript has 4 exons. The record is from RefSeq and is a predicted model, not a curated record. Gene Ontology annotation, molecular function: ABC-type oligopeptide transporter activity. The coding region runs from base 1 to 528 and encodes 175 amino acids.